Molecule: messenger RNA, 3792 nt
Organism: Xenopus tropicalis (tropical clawed frog)
Lineage: Eukaryota; Metazoa; Chordata; Amphibia; Anura; Pipidae
Gene: senp1
Product: SUMO specific peptidase 1
Exons: 18
Coding region: 320-2185 (621 amino acids)
Biological process (GO): proteolysis
Molecular function (GO): cysteine-type peptidase activity
Source: RefSeq, a predicted model, not a curated record
GACUCUCUUUACACACAGCCCUACGAGAACUCCCGCGGAAAAGGAACUCUCCCGAACCGUUUCAACAAAAACAACUUUAUUGAUACGCCGGCGAACAGACAACACAGACAAUUUCGGACGAUCAAUAUUAUGACACUUUGCUGAUGUGCGUAUGUCUCCGUUGCCCUCGUUGUAUGGCGUGAAUAAGUUGGGGUAUAUUCUCUCUAGUGGUGCUCUUUUCUUCCAUUGGUUUUGUCGCAAAGGCAGUGUUUGGCAAGCCGAGUAGCGAGAGAGGAGCUAAUUAUUGCUGGAGAAUACUAGUAAUGCAACAGACUUUAAUAUGGAUGAUGAUGUUAAAGAAAUGAUAUGGGAGAGUGAAAACAACUCUACAUUGAAAGCACAUUGUAAAGAGCCUGCACAAAAUUCUUCUUAUAACUACAAUUUUCAGUUUCCUGCUUUGCAUCAUAAGCAUUUUGAGAUUUCUUCGAUGAACUCUAUUCAUAAACCGAAUUACGUCUCAGAAAAAUUUGAGAGAACCAUGCCUCCAGGAGACAAAAUGAUAAUACAUCAGUCCUCUGAAUUAAUAAAAGGAAAGCAAAAUGGGAAUGGGUACGCUAUGCUUCCUGCAAAGGGAAUAUUUUUUCAGAAACCAAGAGUGCCCAGGUCUUCCCACAUGGAAGCACGAAAGCCGAGUGGAGCUUUAAAUGCUGUUUCUGUAAAACCGAAUCAUACUGUCACAUCAGCUUAUGAAAAGUCCUUUCCAUUUAAGAACAUUUCAUGUUCUGCUUCGUUGGCUGGUCCUUGUCGUCGAAGCCCUAAAAAAAUACAGAGGCGCCUUCCCAGUACAGUUGAAGAAACAGUACGUGAAGAAGAAAAGGAAAUAUACAGGCAACUACUACAGGUGGUGACAGGAAAAUCCUUCUUAGCCACCAAAUCCACAUCUGUUCUGCCUCCACAGGUGUCUAGAUUAAGUUCAGAUAACAGUAUUUGCGGCCAGCCUAUUGCUUCAAGUUUGAGUUCUCUAGAGCCAAGUAGUUUGGAUACAGAAUCUUCGUGUCGAACAUCAUUUAGCUACUUGCAGCCAUCCGGUCAAAUUUCAGAACCACUUCUAAGCAACUCAACAAAUUACAAAGUAACUUCUGACACGCAAGGAGCAAGUAACCAGCAGCUUCCUAAAGAAAAGUUUGUUCCUACAUCACAACAGUCUCAAGGUUCAGAUUCAGUCAUUGUUUUAGAUCCCGUUGUCAAACCUCAAGUACCAGGUCAAGUACCCACUAGUCAACCUUUUUUCCAUGCAGAGCUUUGGAUUAAGGAACUCACCAGUUUGUUUGAUUCAAGAGCACGAGAAAGGAGGCGUCAAAUUGAAGAACAGAAGGCAGUUGCCUUAAAACUUCAGAAGCAGAGGCUUCAAGAAUGUUCUGUGCAAGACUCCAUAGAUUUGCACCUUCGUGUACCUCUUGAAAAAGAAAUACCUGUUACAUUAAUUCAAAAGCAAGAGGAUGAAUCCACCCAGUCUGAAGAGAUUGAAUUUCCUGAACUUACAGAGGCUAUGGAAAGAGAGAUUAAACGUGCUCUAUUUGGUGGCAGCCAAGAUCAAACUUUAAGUGAAGGGUACCGGUUAACAAUUACACGGAAAGACAUCAUGACUCUUCAUAGUUUAAACUGGCUAAAUGAUGAGAUCAUAAAUUUCUAUAUGAAUCUAAUAAUGGAACGAAGUAAACGGAAAGGCUUGCCAAAAGUUCAUGCUUUCAAUACAUUUUUUUUUACCAAGUUAAAAUCUGCUGGAUAUCAAGCAGUGAAAAGAUGGACAAAAAAGGUGGACAUAUUUUCAAUGAAUAUUUUACUGGUACCUAUUCACCUUGGAGUACACUGGUGUUUAGCAGUUGUAGACUUUAGAAAAAAGUCCAUCCUGUACUUUGAUUCAAUGGGCGGAUUAAACAAUGAAGCAUGCAAAAUACUGUUACAAUACCUGAAACAGGAAAGCAUUGAUAAAAAAGGCGUAAGUUUUGACUCAAAUGGUUGGACCCUUACCAGCAAGACAAGCGAGGAAAUCCCACAACAAAUGAAUGGCAGUGAUUGUGGAAUGUUUGCCUGCAAGUAUGCAGAUUAUAUCACCAAAGAUAAGUCUAUUACCUUUACACAGCGUCAUAUGCCGUAUUUCAGAAAGAAAAUGGUUUGGGAGAUCCUUCAUCAAAAACUGCUUUGACAUUAAUAUGGAGGGACUUUUUGAAGCUUGGCAAUUUUGUUGGUUGCAGCUUUGGCAAGUUUCUCAGAGCAGAACACGGACCAAGAACUAUUUGAUUUCUCUCCACUCGCAGGUUUACAACUGUAAAAUAAAGCUUGUACUGUUAUGAAUUACUACUCUACUUAUUUUUAAACAUAUUUGCCAAAUUUUUCUGAUAUUUUGUUUAAAAUAAAAAAAACCCUGGAGAUCCAUAGAGAAAACUAUUUUAUUUAUAUAACUGACAGGGCUCAGAAGCAAAAGAGCAUUUUGUUCAUUUUUGAUAUAAACUGUUUGCAUUGGACAGUUUACAUUUGUUUUCUUAAGAGGCAAGCCUUCUGGCUCGAUAUUAUAACAAAGGCAUUGCCUUUUAAAUAGAUGUACCAUUUGCAGCACUGAUAGCUCUGUUCAUGAGCUCUCAUUUUGUACUUUGUAAAAACAAACUAAAAUAAACCUUUAUAUUUACAAGAAUGUAAACUUUUUUUAAACAUAUUAUACUCACCUAUGACACCACAAAUGGCUUGUUGAAGUUUUGUACAGCCUAAAAAAAUAUAUAUUAUUUCUGGGAUUUUGUAUGUACUUCAUUUUUCUUUUACAGAUUUAUUUUCAGCUGUGUAAAAGUUGUAGUUUAAUAAGCUGAGUUAUAUUUGUAGAAUUUGUUUUCCCUGUAAUUCAGUAGUGCAUCUUCCAGGCUACCUCAAUUUGUUUCUAAAAAUGUAACUGGGGACAAAAUAAGGGUAAUCUUAACAGAGAUGAAUGUAUUGCAGUUAAAAGUGCCUCCCAAGAGGCCCCCACAUGGAUGCACAGAAAGGCAGCUUCUCUCUACGUUUGGCUUUAUUUCAUGAUCUCUGGUUCCUUCUCUGGCGAAGGCUCGUGUCUGCAAAAUGCCUAGUGACAGAGAAGGCUAACAGAGGCAGCUUUACUUUCUCAAAUAACACUUUGUUAUAUAGUGAUCUUUAUAUCUUUUAUUAUAGCAUAAUUAUUAAAGUGAUGUCACAAAAACCUUAUGCACAUUGUCUCUGUUAUUAUAGGUUUAGGGGGAAGAAAUCUUAAUCUAUACAUGUAACGGAGUAUAUCGUGUUCACUUUAAUGUUCACGUUAAACAUUUGUAGAGCACUUCCUAAAAAUGUGAAACUGCUUCCAGUUAUCUAAACAAUUAAAUAAAAAAGCCAAACCGAAUUUGUCUUAUAGUGAAGAGUCUAAACCCCCAAAAAUUGUCUUUAUUAUAACCAGAGUGAGUAUUGUAUUGGAUUCCCCAAAUCAUAAGCUGCCAUUAGAUCUUUAGAAACAGCAUGGCCCACAGGAAGACAACUGCUUUUUGGUGGAGCAAAUUCAUGAUAAACAUCAGUUCAACAAACAUGAGUUCAUUCAUUAAAAAAUAGUUCUGUUCAGUAACUUGGACUAAUAGAUCAGGGAAUGGAAACCCUCAAAAUGUAUCUUUGGAUUUUUCUUAUUGUAUGGUUUUGUCUUUUUUUUUUUUUCUCUAUCCAUAUUUUCUUACAGUGAUGACUGUGGUUGAAAAAUUUAUUUUAUUUUAUAUCUUUCAUGUGUUUAUAUUGACUUUUUAUAUUUAAAUAAACCAGUGAAUAACA